UGCAUUGACUCCGAAGGCUGAUGCGCUGCAUUUGGCUGGCCUGAUGCGUCUGAAAAAUAGAAAAAUUAUCCUAAUCGAAUUGGGGAAGUACUUCCCCCAAAUCAACGAUCUAAUCGGACGAGAAGCCCCAGUACAGUUAAUGCAUUUCAAUGCAUACUAUAUAUGCUGUGUCGAAUGCGAUGGCACGCGAUUCGUUCAUUUGUCGGUGACUACUUGGUCCCCAGUGCAGGCAGAUAUCUUCUUUAAUUGCAAAGAAAGUCAAAGUACGCCAUUUUCCAUAUUUUACAGGGUCUUUCUCGACCCUUCUUAAAUAAUCGCUUCGCUCUUAUAAUAGUCACUAAUGUGAAAUUUUAAAAGAAACAGCUUAGAUUUCUUUGAAAAUUUAUUUGGCCUAGCUCAAUCAAUCGAUACAUUUUGUUUCCUUUGCUCCUCGGCAGCAGACAAAAAUAGAUACAGCCAUCUGAUUGUGAGAUAACCAGUUCAAUUAGUGAAAGUCAGAGUCGCGGCAUUUGCUUUAUGCAACUCCAUUUUAUCGACCAAACAAGACGUCCGCCACAGCAGCGCCGUUUAAAAAUCCCGCCCAAAAUUCAGUGUUGUCAAACGCAACACCGAAACGCGACUAGGUGGCAACGCGGUGGCGGCAUGUUUUCUUGUUUUCGCAAUGUGCAUGCGGCGUUGAAUCUCCUGAAACGUGCUGGAAAUUGUGCCGAAAAUGAGCGCGCUUAGCAGCAAACUGCUCCUGAAACGGAUGCCCUGCACCCUGGAGGAACUGGCGCAGCUGAUCCACGAGUGCAAGCUCAUCCUGCCGCGCUCACUGAACACCUACGGCCGGAAAAGGGUGCUCCUCGAGUACAGCGAUCCGGAGGAGGCGGAAAGAGCGCUGGAGCAGCUGCAAGGACUCAGCGAAACGCUGGACAAGCCGCUGUGCAUCAGUGUCUUUGGACCGCGGCCCACUGCCGGAGCCGGAGCCAGUGCCCACAAAUCCACACAGACAAAGGCAGCGGGCAAUGGAAGCCCGGCAUCUUCUGGCCUUCCGGAUAUCGACAAGUACGUUCGUAGGCUAUACGCCUGCAAUAAUCAGUGCGACUUCACACAGCCGCCGCCGCCAUAUCUCAGCUAUAGCUAUCCACCCAUAAACGGGGAAAUCCUAGCCAGAAUCGGUCAGCAACUGCAGACAAACUCACACUUCUAUAACCAAGUUUUGCAUCUGAUGAAUCGCAUGAAUCUGGCGCCACCUUUUGAAAAGCGUCCCGAUGGACUGAUGGUUCAGUUGCAUCUGCGGCAUGUGGGCACUCAAACCGAGUCCAUACCCAGCGAAUCGGAAAGCGAGUUAGAGAGCGACGACGAGGAGCAAAAGCUGGCAAAAAGACAGCGAUUGCUGCCACCUCCGUCGAGCGAUGAAGCCCGUGCCAAGAUUCUCAAGAGAACCCGCCAAAUGCUACAGCAAGCUGCCCAUCUAGCUAGUCACACUAAUCCCAAACGGACGGUUGAAAAACUCUCUUUUGACGCACCCAAAAUCGAGAUGAAACUGCACGAAUUCCUAAUACCAUCCGCGUUAAAUCAGAAAAGUCGUGCAUCCACAUCAAAUCCAGAAAGUCGUGCAUCCACAUCAAAGCCAGAAAGGCGUCUGUCCACCAGUGAGCUCGAAGCUCUGCCUGUGUAUAAGAACUACAAGACCGGCGAUCCCAGCAACAAGUUGUACAUUAAGAAUCUGGAGAAGAGUGUGGAUGAACAGCAACUGAGGGAACUCUAUGCCAAGUACACUGCCCCGAGUAAUUUGGACAUCAAGGUCAUGCAGCAGGGUCGCAUGAAGGGGCAGGCUUUCGUGACCUUCAUCGAAGGCAACAAUCCGGAGAUUAUAGCCCAAGCCCUAAGCGAAACCAAUGGACUUUUGUGGCACGACAAACCCAUGAUCGUCUGCUACGGCAAACAGCAAUAGGAGCAGUGAAGAGAUCUGGGAGAAGACAACUGGGCCUGAUCGAUACCAUAUACGUCGACGGUGCUCGCCCAGAACCAGAUAACGAUCCCGAGGAGUCGCUCAACGAGGACGAAGUCACAGCAGCCAACACAGUGCCCGUUAAAAGCAAGAAGUCACG
Drosophila santomea is the source of this 2096-nucleotide messenger RNA. It is a transcript of the gene Snp, whose product is annotated as ERI1 exoribonuclease 2. Gene Ontology annotation, biological process: mRNA splicing, via spliceosome; exonucleolytic trimming to generate mature 3'-end of 5.8S rRNA from tricistronic rRNA transcript (SSU-rRNA, 5.8S rRNA, LSU-rRNA). The coding region runs from base 713 to 1939 and encodes 408 amino acids. Gene Ontology annotation, molecular function: pre-mRNA intronic binding; U12 snRNA binding; 3'-5'-RNA exonuclease activity. Lineage: Eukaryota; Metazoa; Arthropoda; Insecta; Diptera; Drosophilidae. The record is from RefSeq and is a predicted model, not a curated record. Gene Ontology annotation, cellular component: U12-type spliceosomal complex. The transcript is spliced from 2 exons.